UCUAAUACUGGAUUAACACUACAACAAGUUAUAGAUGAUAUAAUGACUCCAGAAGAUCCAGCUCCAAAAAGAUUAGUAGAAACUAGAAGAAUUUCUGACCAAGAUUUAUGUAUCAAUCAUCUUGCUAUUAUUCCAGAAACUUAUCUAUAUCAAGAAGAUCCCUUAGUCAUGUUCGAGAAUGUUGAAGACCAAAUUAGCGAUGUUUAUAGAAGAAAAUUAGCUCAAUUAGAAGGAGGGCAUUUUGGACAUCGAAUAGAUCAAGACAUAGCAUUUCCAAGUAAAAUUUUAGAUAUUAUUCGCCAGGAUAGAAUAGACCAAACAGUUUCACGAAUAAUUAACCCUCAAAAUACAGACGAAAGAUGUUUCGAAGCAUAUAUAAAAGCUUAUUUAGCAAGUGAAGAGGCCUGUAGACAAGGUCAAAAAGCAAGAAAUCUUCAUGAUAUUAGUAGACUACAACGCUUUAAUAAUAUACUAGACUUCUCUGAUAUAAAUUUUCCAUCCACAUUACAUGAUAUCAAUAUAUUCGAAGAAAAUAAUCUAAAUUACACAGUAAAUAUAUUCUAUCCUGCGCCAGAAAAAAAUGAUAAAGAGCAAGCAACUAGAAAGUUGGAUCUACUCUGUUUAUCGGAGUAUAAUUAUCAAAGAGAGUAUAUGGUAGAUUUAAUUUUAUUUACUGAAGGAGAAGAAGAUUUGAGGGAUCGCCAUCGAAAUAAUCUUAAUGCUGGGCAAAAAGAAAUCUUUCUAGAAAAAGAUCUUGAAGCAGAUAGUGAUCCAGUAGAGAAUAACAUUAUCAAUGAAAAGACCGUUAAACUACAGAAGCAGAAGCCUAAUAGUUAUGGCUAUACAUUGAUCCAAACAGAUGGGAAGCUUGCAAAAGAAAUUGUUAGGCGAACUCUAAACUCAAUUGCAGAGUCAUAG
Racocetra persica is the source of this 918-nucleotide messenger RNA. NCBI's taxonomy places the organism in Eukaryota, Fungi, Glomeromycota, Glomeromycetes, Diversisporales, Gigasporaceae. The record is from the annotation of a GenBank genome assembly.